AUGGUAAAAAUUGAUGAAUCUCUAGAUGUUGAUUCGAAUGAAGUUAGUUCAACCGAUAGUCAUACAUCUGAUGAUGAGGAUUCCAGCUAUUCGGUGUCCGGUGGGCAUGAUAGGUCAGAUGAUGGCGAUGAUACUAGUGACCACCAUGAUGAUGAUGAUGCAUCUAUAGGUGAAAGAGCGGUACGUAUUAAUUCUAUGACUGCUGAUGAAAUUCGUGGUAUGGAAUUUGGUAGUGUUGACGAAGCUUAUGAAUUUUAUUAUCAAUACGGUAAAUGUAAAGGUUUUUCCGUUAGGAAAAGUGAUGAUAAGAAAAAAAUAGGGCCUGAUGGUAGUAAAAUAAUAACAAACAAGCUUUUUGUAUGCAGUAGACAAGGUUUACGAGAUAAGAGACACAUAUCUAGGUUAGAUAGGAAAAGAGAGCAUAGACGUUUGACACGUACGAAAUGCACGGCUAGGUUUCGUGUGACAUACAAAGCCGAUAAGGGUAGAUUUGUAGUGUCUGUGUUUGAAGAGACUCAUAACCAUGAAUUAACAUCAGCUAGGUUUGUGCACUUACACCCGGUUUAUCGUAAAAUUAGCGAAGCAGAUAGAGCUCAGGUUGAUGGUAUGCAGUCACGUGGAAUUAGAACUUGUCAUAUUAUGGGGUACAUGGUUGCUCAGAAGGGUGGAUAUGGUGGUGUUGGGUUUACGAAGAAAGAUCUUUAUAAUUAUUUUGAUAAAAAAAUGCGUGAUAUUGUUAAAGAUGGUGAUGUUGCCGCAUCGCUACAUUAUCUUAAUGCAAAGUCAGCUACUGAUCCCAUGCUCUAUGCUGAAUAUGCUGCAGCUGCUGACACUAGCAAUGGACGAAUGAAGUCUCUUUUUUGGGCUGAUGGGACCAGUAGAUCUGACUACUUCUGUUUUGGAGAUGUGGUUGCAUUUGACACAACAUACAAGAGGAACAAAUACAACCUCCCGCUGGUUAUAUUUUCAGGUUGUAACCACCAUUCCCAAACAAUAAUUUUUGGCGCUGCGUUGGUAUCAGAUGAAACCACGGAGACGUAUAAGUGGGUGUUGAAUUGUUUUUUGGAGUGUAUGGAAAAUAAACGCCCAAAAGCUGUGGUGACAGAUGGAGAUGGGGCUAUGAGGGAGGCUAUAAAAGAGGUUUUCCCCGAUGCGACCCAUCGGUUAUGUGCCUGCAUUUGA
Molecule: messenger RNA, 1182 nt
Organism: Trifolium pratense (red clover)
Lineage: Eukaryota; Viridiplantae; Streptophyta; Magnoliopsida; Fabales; Fabaceae
Product: protein FAR1-RELATED SEQUENCE 5-like
Exons: 2
Coding region: 1-1182 (393 amino acids)
Source: RefSeq, a predicted model, not a curated record